Messenger RNA from Trichechus manatus latirostris (Florida manatee), 1520 nucleotides. Its product is annotated as transmembrane protease serine 11B. Gene Ontology annotation, biological process: proteolysis. The record is from RefSeq and is a predicted model, not a curated record. Lineage: Eukaryota; Metazoa; Chordata; Mammalia; Sirenia; Trichechidae. Gene Ontology annotation, molecular function: serine-type endopeptidase activity.
AUGGCUUUCACUUUGCCAACACUGUGCAAGUGUCUCAUGUGCCCGGCUCAAUCACAGAGGAACACAGCACCCCUAGAAUGGUUGAUGCUAGUGGUUGAGCUCUUCUCCUCCCUUCCUAGGCCCAGCAUUACUUCUGGAAGAAGAUAUUUGCCAGUAUGGAUGUUGGCCCUCAUUAUGCUUGGAGUGAUGGCAAUCUUGGGAUUAAUUAUUGGUCUUCUUGUUCAUUUUCUGGCAGUUGGAAACAUUUACUAUUACCAAGGUAAUUUUCGUAUUUUUGGAGUUACAUACAAUAACAGCUGUGAAAAUGCAGCUUCACAAGCUGGCACACCUUUGAGCAAAGAUAUUGAGUCUCAGAUGUUCAAUGCACUUCAAAAUUCUAGUAUAUGCAAAGAAUAUAUCAACUCUCAUGUCAUCUAACCAGGUUAUGGAAGACAACUGACCAACAGUAUCAGAGCAGACAACCGAAUUGUGAAUGGAAAAAAAGCUCAGGCAGAGGCAUGGCCAUGGCAGGCCAGCAUGCAAUGGAAAGGUAAGCAACGCUGUGGAGCCUCUCUGAUCAGCAGCAAGUGGCUAUUAUCUGCAGCUCACUGCUUUGCAAAGAAAAAUAAUUCAGAAGACUGGACUGUCAACUUUGGAACUAUAGUCAAUAAACCACAUACGGCACGGAAAGUCCAAAACAUAAUUUUUCGAAAUUAUAGCAGUCCUGAGCUUCAUGAUGAUAUUGCUCUUGUGCAGCUUGGGGAAGAAGUUGUUUUCAGAAAGUACGUUCAUAGGAUUUGUCUUCCUGAAGCCAAAAUGAAACUCAAAGAAAAUGACAGUGUUGUAGUUACAGGAUGGGGAAUGCUUUAUAUGAAUGGUCACCUUCCAAUGACACUUGAACAAGCCCUUGUGAAGAUUAUUGACAAUAAAAAUUGCAAUCCUCCGUAUGCACUUUCUGGCAUGGUGACUGAUACAAUGUUAUGUGCUGGAUUUAUGUGAGGAGAAGCUGAUUCCUGUCACAUAUGUCUAGAUACAUUUUUAAAUUGUUUUCUCAAAAGUACUAAAUAAAUGGAGAUUUCCAUCAACAGAAAACAUUUUCUAUGUUAAUGAUUUCCACACAGUAGCUUCAUAUUUCAUUCAACUUAAGUAUUUAUUAAGCCUGUCAUGUUCUAGGCACCAGCCUAGAUGCUGGGGAUGCAGUGGUGAAAAUAUUCCCUGCCCUCAUGGAGUUUUCGGUUUAGGAAUCCACACAAAGGAUAAUACUUAGGAGUUGAUAAAAGAAAUUUGACUUUGUUUAAUGGGUAACCUGCAGAUAUGGAGUGCUGCCUCCUCUUUAUCCCAAGAUGCAGCAGGGGAUUUACCAUGUGCUCAUGUCACCCAUUCUUCACGGGCUUCUUCAUGAAGACGUAAGCUCAGUGCAAUGUCCACACAGCUUAAUAACCUCCUCCAUAUUCAAGGCCAGAUUCACUACAAAAUCAACUUCAGAUCUGACCAAUCUAACAUCUGGCAGCUCAAGGCAAUAUAUACUGAAUAAACACAAG